Messenger RNA from Ascochyta rabiei, 2388 nucleotides. RefSeq lists its product as uncharacterized. NCBI's taxonomy places the organism in Eukaryota, Fungi, Ascomycota, Dothideomycetes, Pleosporales, Didymellaceae. The coding region runs from base 1 to 2388 and encodes 795 amino acids. The record is from RefSeq and is a predicted model, not a curated record. The transcript is spliced from 4 exons.
AUGCGCACCUGUGCCAUUGCUGUUCUUGCUGGGCUCAGCAGUCUCGUCUCCUCACAGACCCUCGAUCUUGACUACAUCGAGGCUCAAACACUCUCCACCGCUACAAUCAACCUUUAUCAACAGGCACAGACUGUGGAAUACAACCAGGCUACAGCCAUUGCAGAUGUGGUAGCGGCCGUCUUAGAAACCCCGGUCGCCGACCCGGGAAAGGAGCGUUUCAACACAGGCGACGUCUUACAGAAGCGCGAUGAGCCGGCAGUAACAUUUCAAGUGCUAGUGCCGAUAUGCCAGACUCUACAUGGUACUCUCUACGAUUCUCCAGAGGACACAGUAACCGACCGUGUCGGAAAGUUCCUGAACGAUGCAGCCUUGCAAGAUCAGGCAGUGAACGCCAUCACUCCUGCGGGCUAUACUCAGGUCUUCCGGAAUCUGAAAAAUGCUUCUCAGGCCAACGGUUACAUGGGAUACCGCAUGUUGUCGACGUACAACGUCUCCGAGUGUGCCAACAUCUGUACAAGUACGCUGGGCUGCCAGGCCUUCAACAUCUACCUUGAACGUGGCCCGAGCCAAGUACCAGGCACAGACUGUCUAGAUCCUCCAGCGCUAGUCAAUCCGUUCUGUGCCCUGUGGGGAGGGCCGGUAUCUACAGACAACGCUCUCAAUGAGGGUCAAUACCGAGAGCAGUUCCAUGUCGUAAUCACGGCAUCAAAUGGCUAUGUUGCGAGCUCAUCACUUAAUCGCCUCUCUUCGUUUGCAAUCUUGGCCCCCCUCGACUGCAAUGGCAACGACUCAUACAUGGGUAUGAGGCUCUGGUCAGACGGCCCGUUCGACAGACAGCGCUGUGCCGCCAUUUGUGACGCCACCACUCAGUACAACGUUGAUCACCAUCCUGUAGACUCGAAGAUCCCUCCGAGGCUGUGCAAGUUUUACAACACAUUCAUCGUGAGCAAGAACUUCAUCUCGCAGGGUCAAUAUUGCGCCAUGUACUCUCAAUUCUGGGACCCUGAGCUGUACGCCAACAACAGUGGGCAGUAUGAUGGUGACGGUAACCGUUAUACAAUAUCUUCUAGCGAAUUCUUCCACAACAAUACUGAAGUUACGUCUCCGAUAUGUCCUGCAGACCUUGCUGGCCUACGCGACGACUAUAUCGCGAGCGUUUUCUGCACUUCUUACAUCUCGUAUGCUGGACCUGCUACGGUCAGCACAACGAUUACCAAUACGGCCACUUCUGAGGUCUGCAGUACUGCUGCAGUCACCACUACAACUAAGGGCACUAGUAUUACCCCUACUCCUGAGGUCUCGUCCACCACCUCGUUCCAGCCGAUUGUCUCCAUCUCAUCAGAUCUGCGUAAACGUGAGAAUGAUGCGGGCGAAGUCGUCGGAGCCGUUGUUGCUGUCUUUCCAGACAAGAUCGCUGAUCCUGCCAUUACGGGUAGUGUGCCAGUUGAAGUCACAAUAUCUGCCAAAGACCUCUCCAUUGCUGGGGCCUACUCUUCGGCCACCUCAGAAGCCAUCUCGCAACUAGCGGUCAGAGAAACCGGCUCUCUCACGUCCUCGACAGAUGGUUCUGCGCCUACAACGACACCACCGGCAGUAUCCAUUCCUGUUCUCGACAAACGCCAAACAGCUUUAACGCCUGCGUUCUUCCAAGGACGAGAUUACCGCGACAUCUCAAGCGCCUGCUCCCAAAUCGUCGACACAGUCACACAAACAACAACCUACUCUGCCACUCCCGACGCGACUGUGCGACCGAUCGUUGAUUGUUCAAGCGCCUCCGUCUGUGAUGACGAUUCACCACCAACGCUUAUCUCUGGAUCCUUCUUCAACUCUUCCUACAAGGUCGACGACAUCUAUUACAACAUCAGUCUACCUUUUGAGAUCUGCAUAUACGACAACUGCAGCUCCAACGUGCACCCGACGUCAAAUGGCAUCAUCACGCUUGGUGACUUCGCCACGGGUCAAUACAACAACGACCGCAACGACAUUCCUGCUACCGAUUUUCCGUCCGAAACAGCCCUCUUCGUCUACUGGGAUGAUCUUUACAUCUUCCCGAGCCAAAGUCACUACAUGGCCUACAGUAUCUGCGGGCAGGAGGGAUCGCGCAAAGUCGUAUUCUCCUGGAAACUUGGUCGCUACCAAACGGUUGGUCCAGUUUUCGAUGGCCGGGUCUGGAGCUUUUCAGCCACCUUCUUCGAAAACGAAAACAGCCACAUCGUCCUGGAUUAUGGCACGAUCCCCGAUCGAGGUAUCUCGGCUUCAGUUGGUUUGCAAAGCGCAUCUGGAGCGUUCUUCGAGUACUCGCACCUGGAGACCAAGAUUCGGAACGGUCUGCGACUUAGCUUUGAUGCUAGGCAUGAGCGUUUUGGGAUCGAUACCAUUCGAAGGUAG